Messenger RNA from Penicillium nucicola, 3246 nucleotides. RefSeq lists its product as uncharacterized. Lineage: Eukaryota; Fungi; Ascomycota; Eurotiomycetes; Eurotiales; Aspergillaceae. The coding region runs from base 1 to 3246 and encodes 1081 amino acids. The record is from RefSeq and is a predicted model, not a curated record. The transcript has a single exon.
AUGGCGCCGUCCACGGUCUUCUCAUACUGGCGCCGCGACCACAGGCGCUCACUCAUAUCGCCCGCCUUACCAGCGGGCUCCCCAUCUUCCAAAGGGGCAGGGCCAAAUACUGGAAGCCCGAUCAGCACUCCUCCCCAGCUCCCGCAAAUUCGAGAUACCCCAACCUUCACUACGCCCUUCGAUCCCCCCUCGCAGGAUGCUCCUCCACCAAUCGAAUCGCCGUUGGACAUCGAUGCGUCCAAGCUAAACAUCACCUCAUCAGCCGCGCCGCUCUCUUCCUCCCUCACGCUUGCCGUUCCCUCUCCGUCAUACGAUAGCCAGAACCGUCCUCACUCAAGUCCUGGAGAAUGGGAAGGCGAAACAAUCACGUCACCGGCGAAUGAUUCCCAGGUCUCUGAUUCAGGUCUGCGCUCGGAUCAAGGGGAUGGGGAGUUGAGUACCAAAACCAGCUCUCCUUUCCGUCGGUCUUUUGGGAAGCAGAAACGAUCGCCUACUGCUGGUCCGGGCACCGGUCAUUUUCGGUUUAGAACGUCGCCUGACGACUCGCCUGCUGAUAAACAGACCAUGUCGCAGAAGGAAUUCAAACUGGAGAGCGCGACUGUUCGCCGUAUCGGAGAUAGAGAUGUAUCUGUGGAAAAUGCCAGUACGCAUCACAAGUCCGGCAAGGCGAUGCUACAUCUUUUGAAUCCCAUGUCUCUUCUUGCGCGUCGGCGCUCGUCGCAGAUCGUCAGUUCCAAGACCGAGGAACCGAAGCUUAACAAUCGCAAUGUGCCUGCCAUGCCGGAUGACUACGAUCCUCGAAUUCGGGGAAAUAUCGUUCAUGAUUUCUCCGCGCCGCGACCUCGCAGGAAUAUCUCUGCGCAGCAGGAUGGGCAGGAACCGUCGCCUUCUCAGAUUCCUAGUCAAUUCCAGGGUGGUCGUUGGAAUGAUCAGACGAAACGACACAGUGAUCAUUCGCCUGUGUUUAGAGAGCAUUUUGAAGAUCAGAAUGUAUUGCAAGUUGAGAACAAGGGCUAUCUUCAGUCUUCGCUAUUGACAAAUCAAUCUCAGCCUGGAUAUGAAAAGUCGUUACCGGCUUUCGCGAGGAAUUUGCCUUCUCAUUUGCCUGAAGAAGUCAAUGAACCUGUUGAGAAACAGCCUGAACAAGAAGAAGCACCAGAGUCUCCUCCAAGUCCUCCAAAGGCUGCUUCUCCCGAGGAAUCUCAAUGUAAAGGGACAGCUGAUGAGGAUACCAUUCCACAUGUCCCGUUCAACCCUUCAGGUCUACCAAGACAUCUUAAGAGCAAUGCUUCCCGCUUCAGCUUUGAUAUGAGUGGAGUAGAAUCCUCCGUGCAAGAGAAGCUGCUGGAAGAAAAACAUAAAGCAAAAGAGGCGGCUCGCAAAGUCGAAGAUGGAUACUUUGAUGACUUUGACGAUGACUUUGACAAUGAUAUGAUGGAUGACAUGGAUGGCCUAGAAGAAAAGAUUCCGGGUGUCAAUGUCGAUGCUGACGAUGACGAUUUCGAUGACUUAUCUCUUUCUCGCAAUAUCAAUGGAGAUCUCAAGUCUUGGACCAUUCCUGGGUUGUCGCCGGUUGUGGCUAGUCCGAUUACUCCUGCGCCGCCUGGUGUUUCGGAUAAUUCUGGGUAUAAUUCUGGCCAUUAUCAGGCUGGGUCGGCUGAUGCUCAGUAUCGGUAUACUUUACCUCAAUCCCAGGAGCAAUCGCUUCCGGUGUCUACCAGUGAAGUUCCGGCUCCGGACUCACAGACUAUGGCAGCCAGCAAUCAUACUUCGGAUCCCAAUACUCAACAGCCGCUGGGGCUUGACGAGGAUGACCUUUAUUUCGACGACGGCGAAUUUGGAGAUCUUAAUAAUCAUGACCAAGAUGACAGAUUCGAUGAAUCUAUAUUUGACGAUGAGACUAGUCACUUAUACGAGAGAAAGCCCGUGGUACCUCCAGCAGGCAAUCCUCAAAUUCCCGCUGCCAACAAUCCACUUCCGCCAAUUCUCGACGAGGAUGACAUGUAUUUCGACGAUGGCGAAUUUGGGGAUCUUAAUAUCAACGAUGAAAACGGAGAAUUCGAUGAAUCAAUAUUCGACGAUGUAACCAGCCAUCUAUACGAGCGAAAGCCGAAGGCACCGCCACCAGCGGAGACUACGGCACCAGGCGAUGACUCUUCCUCAGUCAAGGAAAGCAUCGAAACAGAAACUGGAGACCAUGAUCUCAGACAUAUGUCCAGUGUGGCCAGUGAUUACCAUAAAGGCUCAAUAAAACGUGGACCUCUCGGGGAGCCAAUACCAAAUCUGGGACCUGCGCGGGCUCAUGGUGGUGUGCUCACCGAGCAAAACUUGGACAUUCUGCAUAACGCAUUGGCCUUUGCGGCCAACGAAGCCGCACAGAACAGUCGUCUUGACCGAACCGUCAGCACGAGUGAAAGGUCCCAGGGUCAAGACAGUAUAGCCUACACAGCACAAACAGUAGACUCCCAGCCCGGCAUGGUCUCUGACGACAGCCGCCUCAGCCAGGGAGCCGAUCCCAUGGUCUUCGAAGACGUCCUCGACGACAAUCUAAUCUACGACGAUCUAAUCUACGACGACACAGACGACGCAUAUUUCGACGACGCAAUCGUGGCCGCAGCAAACGCAGAAGCCCUAGAAAACGACGACGACGGCUUCUAUGGCCAGGAAUUCGGCUUUUACGCACAAGCCGAUAGCACCUGCAAUUCGGAGCUGACGAACGGAGGCUACUUCGGCCCAAGACGCGUCGAAGGCGUAACCCGCAGUCACAGCAGCCGCGGCAAAUUCCAAGAACCUAGCCUCACACCCAUCACCGAACGAAGUGAAUGGAGUACCCGUAACUCCAUGAUCUCCCUCAAAGCCCAUGGAGCAACAUCAAACCCAUCCAUCGCGAGUCCCGGUCUGGCACAGCUAGUCGACAUGGGCAAUAUCGACGACGAGCUAUCCUUCAGCGCGCUCAUGAAACUGAGACGCGGUGCUUGGGGUGGGAGUAACGGUAGUCUGCGGAGCAGUGCCGGCAGUCCACCGCCACAGCAUCCGAUCUCGUCCUCGAAUCGGGCCAGUUUCACCGGUGCCUCUGAAGCCAGUCCGAUCCCGUUCAGUCCUGAUGAGGGACCGCCUGGUGUUGUUGGGUCUUUCCAUGACGAUGGUCAGAUCCGAACUGCUUCUCCGUUGGCUGGUCUCCCUGUCGAUGAGGCGGACGAAGCUUCAAUCAGCAGUGCUGGUGCCCUGCGUCUUAAUGUUCUGUGA